Messenger RNA from Eremothecium cymbalariae DBVPG#7215, 4131 nucleotides. RefSeq names its product Sac3p (gene SAC3). Gene Ontology annotation, cellular component: transcription export complex 2; cytoplasm; nucleus. The transcript has a single exon. The coding region runs from base 1 to 4131 and encodes 1376 amino acids. The record is from RefSeq and is a predicted model, not a curated record. Gene Ontology annotation, biological process: mRNA export from nucleus. Lineage: Eukaryota; Fungi; Ascomycota; Saccharomycetes; Saccharomycetales; Saccharomycetaceae.
AUGGCAUCAGUUGGUUCCCUGAAUCCGCUAGCCAAUGCUUUUAAAAAGAAAUCGUUCAAGAAUACGGGAAGAAACAUUAAGAACAGGACUCAAAAUAGACUGAAGGUAAACAACGGUGAUGAUAACAGGGAACAGCAUGUAGAUUCACAAUCACAAAAACAAGGUGAACAUCUAUACGUUACGAAACAUAAAAGGCUAAUCAUUCCGAAAAUAUCGCAAGAAGAUGAUUGUAAGAUAGGGCCUUUAUUGAAUGGGGCAGAUCCUGGAAGUAUGGGAUUCCAGAGCAACACAAGGCACAAAAACCGAGAAUUGCCUCGAUAUCUACUGCACCAAGCACCAAUACUACAUAGUAAGUCAUUUACGCCGGAUGCUUGGGAUGUAGCUAAUCAGAAGAAGAUGCUGAGUCUUGAGAAUGCAAUCUCAGACGUUUCAGAGCUUUGGGAAACAUUAAAGAAGAUAAGAGACGUAGAGAGGAAAAUUAUGGAGCAGAAAGGUCUUGUUGAUAGGGCGGAUUCUGCUAAGGAUUUAAAUGAUGCAAUAGUUUUUCAGGGCACAUGUCCGGAUAUGUGUCCUAUAUUUGAACGAGCAAGAAGAAGCGUCGAAAAUAAUGUUGUGAGGUAUGAGAAAGAGCAUCCUGACGAUAAGAAGAUUUCAAGGGUCAAAGCUCUAAAGGUAUUUUCAAGGCCUGCGGCUGCAGCCGUUCCUCCUUUGCCCUCUGAUGUGAGACCUCCACAUGUUUUGGUGAAGACUUUGGAUUAUAUAGUUGAGAAUAUUAUCCAACAUUUACCUGAGUGCGAGAGUUUUUUGUGGGACAGGAUGAGGUCAAUCAGACAGGAUUUUACAUACCAGAACUAUUGCGGGCCUGAGGCUGUCGAUUGCAACGAGAGAAUUGUACGAAUUCAUUUGCUUAUUCUCCAUGUUAUGGUCAAAGCUGACGUGGAGUAUAUUCGUCAACAGGAAUUGGAGCAAUUGCAUAAAGCACUGAUCACGCUCUCAGAGAUAUAUGAAGAAGUCAGGCAGCAAGGAGGAAGCUGUCCGAACGAGGCGGAAUUCAGAGCUUAUGCUUUACUAAGUAAGAUUCGAGAUCCAGAAUAUGAUAGAGUGAUUCAAGGCUUACCGUCUGAAAUUUUUCAUAACGAUUUGGUUCAGCUUGCUAUAUGUUUUAGAAGGGUAAUUUCCAACACUUCUUACAUGGAGAGAGGUCACAUUAAAACAGAAAAUAGCCUUAACCUAUACCUUAGGUUUUUUCAGUUGAUUAAAUCUGGACAAGUGCCCUUUUUAAUGUGUUCAUUUUUAGAAGUUUACGUGAAUGAAGUUAGGUUCUCUGCUAUGAAGGCUUUAUCUUUGACAAUCUCUAAAAGACAGAAGAACAUCCCGUUUAACUACUUCAUCGAAAGUUUGCUCUUCAAUAAUGUGGAUGAACUUCUAAGCUUUUGUCGUUACUAUUCAAUAGAUACGGAUGACUCUGGUGUUUCAUUGAAGUCCUUAAAACACCAUUCGCAUUUAAUUCCCGAAACUAAACCUUUGAAACAAAGUUACCUUACAUCUGUGGAGGAGAAAUUAAAAAGUGUAUCACUAGUUACUUUGAUAAACUCUGGAAAGCCAAAUGUAGGUAUUCUAUCUGAAAACAGCAAUGCACUUUUAACUAAAGCAGUGAAAAUAGAGGUUACACCGGAACCAAUCCAGGUAUCUAGUGAGGCCAAAACUGAGGACAUUGUUGCUGGUUCUCAAUUAGCAUCAUCAUCGCUAUUGCCAUUACCAGGCAUAGACGAACAACAUGUAUCUGACCCACAGCCAACUAGACAUACGUUUCAAUUGAUGCAGAAUGCAAAUGAUGGAUCUGAAAGACUGGAACAUUUCACCUCGAACCCUUUGGAUUCAUCAACAGUUCCACAUGAGGGUCGAAGUUCUAAUACACCUUUUACGGGUAUACAACCAUUUACGGCCUCCUUUCCAUUUAGUGCCGACAAUCAUACACCUCAAAAAAGUUUAGAGGAAACAAUAAAAACAAAUAAAACUAGACCAUCCGCUCAAGAACAAUAUCAGGAAAAACAUGAGCAGAACACUGAGGAUAAAAACUUAGCUUCAAAUAGAAAUUCGGAUGAAACUGAACAUGUAAUAUUUGAAGAACUGGAACAGCUGAAAGAGCAAAAAGAAAUCAGAAAUGAAUAUGUGGUAAAACAGCUCUCAGACGCUUUGAUAGGAGACGUUGUUGGUACCAAGUUGUCUUCUCUAAUUAAAGACGAAUUUCGCAGGAAAGAGCAGAAGCGUUUGCAAAUAAAAACUUUAUCCGAAGCUUUAUUUAAUGCAUUUAUUCAUGAAACGUUAUAUUUCAUAUAUGCAGAAUCAAAAUCAGAUUUGUUUUACGAACGCCAUGUAUUAAGAAAAGUCUUCAAGAAAUGGUUUACCAAAUAUCAAAGCAGUAAGCUUGAGCGCGAGUCCAGACUCAAACAUAAAGAAGAAUUACAACAAGUUGGUAAACAGUUGGGAAUUCCAUUCUUAAAAAGACCGCGGACUUCGGAUUCCCAUAACUCAUCAACUUCAAUUAUCCAAGCGAAUUCGUCUUUUAUGAAGACCCCAAAAGCUUGGGUAUAUACCCCCGUUGCGACAGAAACAAAUCAUUUUAGCACUCCGGUCCGUAGGAAUUCAGCUUUAUGGCUUCCUAUCGACUUGAAAGAGGAGUAUUGCAACCGCAUCUCAGUUUCAGAAGAACUUAUUGCACAUUCUGAUCUAGCAUCAAAUGCAGACCAUAAACAAGACAGUGUUGGCUUAUAUGUCUAUUCAAAAAAUUGGAAUUCUAUUUCAGGGUCUUGGUUAUUAAGCAAAUUCUCAUUAAAUGACCGUACCUCAUUUGUCUCAUCAAAUCGUGCGGUGAAGCUAUCUGUUAUAAAAUUGAGUAACGAUUAUAAUCCAAGCAAAUUUAGCACACUUCAAUUACUUGUGUUUAAUACCGGGGUUACAGAUUCCGAUAUUUUUGACUUAGAAAUGAAAAUGAAACAGGAUGGUGAAAAGUUGAUUGAAUUAGUCCAUGGAAUUGCGUUAAACACGAAUUAUAGAUUUAGUCUCUUAAUUGUAUUUUGGGUAUCAGCCGAGAAUCCCUGGGAUGAUAACGUCAUAGCGAAAUACUUGAAAUUAAAUACGAUUGCAAGACUGUUUGGGACAAUUAUACAAUCCAUUGAACUUUGCAAAAUGAACAAUGACAGACCUGACGAAAUAUUACUAAGAGGGUUAGUCAAGAUUGCGGAAAAUUUUAGGUUCGAGCUGACUGAGCGAGGUGCCUAUAAUAGAUCAAUUAUGAGAAGAAACCUAGCCGGGGCUGGUGGAUUUUCACAUAUGAACUUAACAGAGCCUUUGAGUGAUCUCGAUGAGAAACUGCAUAAAAUGAUUGAAUUAGAAAAACGGAAGCACGAUGCGUACAAAAAUAGAAAAAGCUUAUAUGCUCACUUACAGAACCAUAUUAAUGCAUCUCCAAAACUUAAAAAGACAAAGUUACCUGUUUUGCUCUCUGAAAACCAUAAGAAUAGGUCUAAGACCCCUCAGAGAAUUUUACCACAUUGGAGGUCUCUUUCUGAAUCUCCGGGUUCCUCGCUAACAUCCAUUUCUUCACACCUGGCGGGCAAGGUGAAACAUCUUCCACCUUCAAUACCAACUUAUGGAACACCAAGUCAACUUGCUCCAUCACCAAGCAGUGGUGACAAUAAGUUGAUCUUUCAAACGCCGUCAGCAGCAAUUCUAGGCGGUAGCAGUACAAGCAUACCUAUUGCUGGAACUGCUAAUACAAGCGGACUGUCUAACAUCACCAUCGCCCCGCCAUUAAUGACACCCAUCACCCAAACAGUCCUCGAAACUCCCCCACCCAAGGAGCGGCAGAACUACGUUAAUAAUAAUUACGAUCCGAACGUUGGCACUGAUUCCUUCAUCAACAAAAAUCAAAGCGAAUCCGCUGGUGUGACCCCGGGCUCCAUGGUCUUACGAGAAGCCCCUAAAAUAAUAAGAUGUGGCUUCCGCAUCAUGUCACAAACUUCUGAACCCCCUCAGGAAUCAUCUCCUGAUAACAGGGAACAAGUACCGGACAGUGUGCUAGAAUUGAAGGACCUAAUAGCAAGUGUUAAGAGCAAGCUGAAGAAGUAA